This is a messenger RNA of Homalodisca vitripennis (glassy-winged sharpshooter), 1293 nucleotides long. RefSeq lists its product as uncharacterized. Bases 186 to 1142 code for a protein of 318 amino acids. The record is from RefSeq and is a predicted model, not a curated record. Gene Ontology annotation, cellular component: nucleus; transcription regulator complex. Gene Ontology annotation, molecular function: DNA binding. NCBI's taxonomy places the organism in Eukaryota, Metazoa, Arthropoda, Insecta, Hemiptera, Cicadellidae. The transcript is spliced from 2 exons. Gene Ontology annotation, biological process: regulation of transcription by RNA polymerase II.
AACUCUCCCACUGUUACACAACAAACCAUCGCCAACGUGGCGCUCUCAGGCGACGUGGCGGCAGUCGUAACUACCAGUCUCGCCACCAGGCGAGCAGUCGCCGCCACCGUUGACGUGGAUCGUUACUGCUCGCUCGCUUUUGAGGUUAUGUCAGUCAGUUUUCAGUGUUACUCGUGAUCGCCACGAUGAGUAGAGAAGUGGACCUGUUGCGGACAGACCAGGUGAUAAUCGUGAUCAAGAAGUACAGGGUGAUAUGGGACAACAGUCACGAAGAGUACCUCAACAAGGUCGAGAGGGCGAAAGCUUGGUCUUCGGCCAUCUCAGAUCUGUUCCCAGACUUCGAGGAGAGGCCGCCAGAGCAGAAGCUAGAAUUAGAACUUGCGAUGAAGAAACGAUGGAAGAGUAUACGGACCUGUUACGGCCGAGAGCUCUUGAAGCUGAAGAACCAGAAAGGACCUGAAGCCACCGGGCGUAGACAGUACCUGCACUUCGACCAGCUGCGGUUCUUGGACGGUGUGAUAAACAACAAGAGUGUCUCCACAGUUGCGGAGGCAGACGGCGAACAGCAGGAGAGAAAACCCACGAACACACCGAAACAGAGGAAAAGAAACAAAGAAGAAAGCGAAGACAAUGUUACCAAACAACCUAAAAAGAAAAUGGCGUUAGAUAAAACCAAAAAUGAAAAUUGCGUCCAAAAGAGGAUUUUUAUAAAUGUAAAUGAAAAUAGAGUUACAGAACUGGAUAAAGAAUCGGACAAGAUGUUUUUGUUGUCUCUGGUGUCAGAUUUGCACAGAGUCCCCCGUGAUAGAAAGCUGCAGCUGAAGGCGGAGAUUCUGCUUGCUAUUGCUAAGGCUCAAGCUGAGCCGUCGAGUUGUCCUUCAAACUUCGUGGAAAUAUGGCAGAACCAAGCGAACACUCCAGUGGACACUCUGCCAGCAUUCAGUAGUGAACGAGUCGACCUCCAAAGUGAUGAGCGAGACCAUCUUGAAGAUCCCCGAUCUCAUGAGCAACCCUCAUUUAUUAAAGUAGAAGAAUGCUCUUUGGGAGAAGAAAUAGAAGCCGAUAUAUUUGAUUCUGAAGAGAGCUCGAUGUCGGCUGCCGAAGGAGUCGGUCAGACUUUACGGGAUUUUUUUAAGAUCUGAAAGAAAGAAAGCUUUUCUAGAGCUACGUGUAAUAUUUUUGUAAAUGACGGACUUUAAAUUAAUUAAAUUAUAUGUCGUGUAAUUUGUAAAUUUGAACUGUUUCUGGUAAGAAUCCUCUUCCGUAUAAUUAAAUUGAAACUAUAGUGUUUCA